Molecule: messenger RNA, 3893 nt
Organism: Salvia miltiorrhiza (redroot sage)
Lineage: Eukaryota; Viridiplantae; Streptophyta; Magnoliopsida; Lamiales; Lamiaceae
Product: histidine kinase 5-like
Exons: 13
Coding region: 706-3684 (992 amino acids)
Biological process (GO): phosphorelay signal transduction system; protein autophosphorylation
Molecular function (GO): phosphorelay sensor kinase activity; histidine phosphotransfer kinase activity
Source: RefSeq, a predicted model, not a curated record
CUGUAUACAUAGAUUUACAGUUAUACACGCCGGAGUAUUUUCAAACGGGGAAUAAAAUAAGGAGUGGAUAAACCUCCACAUUAAACAACCACUCGAGUUUACAGCAUAUUGUGCAACAAACCAUGCACACAGUUGCACACAGUAAACAUGUUUGGGAAAGGGGAGAGAGAAACAAACAACUCAGCUGAAAUUACUCAUCUCUCGCUGCUGCUGCUGGCUAUAAGAUAAAACCCAAUCAACCAUUUUUCUAUGCAUUAAUAUUUCACCUUCAAGCCUCACAAUCACAUGGCUUCUUCUUGAUUUCCUUUUCCACACACACUUAUUCUAUAUAAUCAUGCUUUGUUUAUAGUUUUUUGUUUUUUCUUUAUUUGCAUCAGCACAUGCACUCCUCUCACCGUUUCCUCUCUCUCUCUGCAUUUUCUAUGCGCUCAAAACUUUGGCUUAUAUUAAUAUUUUCCCCCUCUGACUGAGCUCUUCGAAGAGAUUCUUUCAGAUCUACAGUGAAAAGUUUGAAGGCCGCGAACCAGCUGAGCGCCUCUUGUUAUUCCUCAAUUCAUCAUAAAGAAUCUCAAUCAACACAGACUUCACUCUGAUCCAUAACAUUUAGGACAUCAAAAUGUUGCGUUAGGGGCCUAACUUGGGCACUGAUGCCUUUGCCUAGCUUGGUUUGGAAAUUUUUGCAACCUUAAAUUUUUAGAAGAAAUCAUGGGUUGUGCGAUUGAGACUGAUGAGUCAGACGAGAUGGACAUUGUCCUGUCUUCGAUGUGGCCGGAGGACAUGAAUGAAGCCGGUAGACAGUUCAAUGUGGAGAGGCCAGGAGUGGACAAAGACAUGCUGGAUGAGGUGACCAUCAAGAGGGAGCCCGACAUAGUUGAUUUAAAGCGUCUCAUUGAGCUCGCCAACUACACUGACAAGGGGAACUGGCAGCUGGCUAACUUGGUGAAGAAUUGGGAAUACAAGCAGGAGAAUGCUGUGCGCCUCCUCAGGGAGGAGCUCGACACCCUCAGUAAGCAGCAGCGAGAAGUCGAGCUCAAGAAGUUGGAGAUAUUGGAAGAACACCGGUUUGAAAGAGAUGGAUAUGGUGGCGAAAGGCGUCCAAUUUCCAUUCUUCAUGAGAAUCUCAAGUACUUGUAUCAAGAUGCUCCGAGGAGGAAGCGUGAUGUUGUCUUCCAAGAUGAGAAAAUAAGUGUAGAUGCUGAAUAUGACAGUGUGGUGUACUGGAAGCAACGGGCCAUGAAUCUAGAGAAACUCCUAGAGGCUAGUCUUAGACGAGAGCAAGUGUUGAUGGGGAAACUGCAGGAGAGUAUUGAGAAUCUUGAAAAGCAGUCUACCCCUGUGGAGGAACUGUCACAGGUUUUGAAUAGAGCAGAUAAUUUCUUGCAUUUCGUCUUGCAAAAUGCUCCAGUUGUCAUAGGCCAUCAGGAUAAAGAAAUGCGCUACCGGUUCAUCUUUAACCAUUUCCCUAGUUUGCGCGAGGAGGAUAUCAUCGGCAAAACAGAUGUCGAGAUCUUCACUGGUUCUGGUGUAAAGGAAUCUCAAGACUUCAAACAAGAAGUGCUGGAAAGAGGAUUACCUGCAAAGAGAGAAAUCACAUUUGAAACGGAGCUGUUUGGAUCAAAAACCUUCUUAAUCUAUGUUGAACCAGUUUUCAGCAAGGCUGGAGAGACAAUUGGUGUAAAUUAUAUGGGAAUGGAAGUCACUGAUCAGGUGCGGAAAAGAGAAAAAAUGGCGAAGCUUAGAGAAGAGAUGGCUGUACAAAAAGCUAAGGAGACGGAGCUCAUCAAGACCAUCCAUAUCACAGAGGAAUCAAUGCGUGCAAAAGAAAUGCUGGCUACCAUGUCUCACGAGAUAAGAAGUCCUCUAUCCGGUGUCGUAAGCAUGGCUGAGAUUCUUUCCAAAACUAAGCUCGACAAAGAGCAGCGACAGCAGGUGAACGUAAUGAUGUCUUCUGGUGAUAUGGUUCUUCGAAUAAUAAAUGACAUCCUCGAUCUUUCUAAGGUUGAGUCAGGAGUUAUGAAAUUGGAAGCUACGAAAUUUAGGCCAAGAGAGGUAGUAAAACAUGUGCUGCAGACUGCAGCUGCAUCACUACAGAAAAUACUAACCUUAGAAGGAAAUGUAGCAGAUGAUGUUCCUGUAGAGGUGAUCGGAGAUGUUCUAAGGAUUCGGCAGAUUCUAACGAACUUGAUCAGCAAUGCCAUCAAGUUCACUCACGGGGGCAAGGUUGGGAUAAAGCUUUAUGUGGUGCCAGAGCCGCGCAAUUUAAGCAAACAAAAUUCUUGGAAAGUUUCUGCAGAUCAAUCUGCUGAUUCAACAAACACAAGAAAAGACUCAUCUAUGAUUCGAAGCACAGGUGACCACAAAGGCAAUCAUGGAUGUCACGAAGGAGAAGGCACUGGUGAUAACCAUGAACUUAACAGUACGCUAAAUGAUCCAGAGAGAGACAGGACUCCAAUGGAAGAAGACGAAGCCAACCCCCAAGAACAAGUAGUGUGGAUUCGCUGUGAUGUUUAUGACACAGGGAUUGGAAUACCAGAACAUGUGAUUCCCACUCUGUUCAAGAAAUACAUGCAAGCAGGUGCAGACACUGCUAGAAAGUAUGGUGGGACAGGAUUAGGACUUGCAAUCUGUAAACAAUUGGUUGAGCUCAUGGGUGGUCAACUUACUGUAUCAAGUGUAGAACGCAAAGGAUCUACUUUCACGUUUAUACUACCGUAUAAAGUUUCAUUGAUCUCUGACAGUUCAGACGAUCCUGAUGAGCUGUCAGAUAUGGAUGGCCAAGAGGGGUCAGAUGAUGGAAAUGAUGAAGAUUUACAUGAAGGGAUUUUUCUGUUUCAACCGCGCGCUAUGGGUUCUUUAUUUUCUUCUCAAAGUUCUGGAAGGAUCCAAAAGCUCUUGCCAACCACUUAUGGCUUCGAUCCCUCGCAGGAUUUCAAUGGUUUGUUGGAGGAUUCCUCGUCGCCCUCAAGUAGCAUUACAUGUAAAGAGAUCAGUUCAGAGGAAGACGCGCAUUCAGCUGCCAUGGAUACAUCAUCUGAAGUUGAAGUUUCACCAAGCCAGAGCUUGUGUUCGGCUAACUUAGAUCCAGUUGAAAAGAAUGAACACACACACUGCUCGAGUGGAGUGUCCGAGCCUAGCAUUUCCCAAGAAAGAUGUCUUACUCAGUCUCAAACAGAGGGAAGUUCUGAGCGCUCUUCCAGCAAGAGCACUGAAGCUCCAAAAGCUGAGCUGAAACCUAAGAUUCUUCUUGUGGAAGAUAACAAGAUCAAUGUGAUCGUGGCAAAGUCGAUGAUGAAGCAGUUGGGACACAACAUAGAUGUUGUUAACAACGGAGCAGAAGCUGUGCGUGCAGUUCAAUGCAAACAUUAUGAUCUCAUUCUAAUGGACGUAUGCAUGCCGGUGAUGGGUGGACUUGAAGCUACAAGAUUGAUACGAUCAUUUGAGGAAACAGGUAGUUGGGAUGAUGCAGUGAAGGCAGGAGUUGAGCUGCAGUUGCCACCUCAACAUUCUUCACCAAAUUUGCAACAAGAAAUACCAAGAAAGAGGACACCGAUCAUUGCAAUGACAGCAAAUGCAUUAUCAGAGAGUGCUGAUGAUUGUUUUGCUAAUGGUAUGGAUUCAUUUGUAUCAAAGCCAGUUAAUUUCCAGAACUUAAAACAAUGCUUGCAGCAAUAUGUACCACAGUAGCAAUAGUAGUAGUAGUACUUGUAAAUGGUAAGCAGCAUGUAUAGAAAAGAAAUGAGUUAGGGAAGUUUUGACAUCAUCAAUGUAUAGCAUCCGCGUUUUUUCUAGUCAAUCAGUCUCUGUAGAUCACCAUCUUUUUCCUAUUAUGAAGUGAAUAUGUGAGAGAGUACACAUUGAUGUUGUUGAAUGAAAAAUGAGUACAUUAUCUGCAA